ACAGCAGCUCCCCGCCGGCUCUCUACAGCUCCAGGCUCUUCCACUACCCUCCAGAUCAGCUCCAUGGCCGGCGUCGCCUCCUCUCCCCGCGCUCUGCAGCUGCUCAGGCUCGCACCGCUGCUGCUGCUGCUCCUGCUCGCCAGGAGUCAAUGCACUGCAGGGGCUCCCUUGGCCAGUGAACUGCGCUGCCAAUGCCUGCAAACCAUGCAUGGAAUUCACUUCAAGAACAUCCAAAGUGUGAAGGUGACACCCCCAGGCCCGCACUGCGUCCAAACUGAAGUCCUAGCCACUCUCAAGAAUGGACAGGAGGCUUGUCUCAACCCCGAAGCCCCCAUGGUUAAGAAAAUCAUCCAGAAGAUGCUGAGCAAGGGCAGCACCAACUGAUCUAGAAAAAAGUGAAAAGAUUGCUGUGCUGAUUCCAGCCUGUUGUCCCUAUCCUCAGGAAAACAAAGAAUAGCUGGCAUCUGGAGACUCCUGGAAAGACCUUAAUGCAAUUUUAUUAUUUCUUAUGAGCGCACUAUUUAUUUGUGUUUAUAUUUAUUUAUUUUUCCAAGCCUAUAUUUUAAUAUUUUACAUGACUAUUUAAAGUGAUAAAUGUACUUCAUCAUACAUGGCUCAAUUCUGAUUGUUGAAUUUGAAGAUGGUGGGUUUAUAAAUGUGCUAUUAUACUAAUAUUUAUUGGAAAAUCAUCAACUUCCAGCAGCUACCAUGCUGGAAGUCUGGGGUCUGGGGUUAGGAUCCAAGCAAUUAGAGAGUACAACUAUUGUGAGAAUAUGGCAAUACAUGUGCAUCUAUUUUGGUUUUGUACUUUUGAAAAUGGUUGUCAAUUGUUAUUUAUUGAAGUCUUUGUAUUAUAUGGUCAACAGUAUGUUGAAACUUCCCUUGGACAUUUUAUGUCUAGCUUGUAGGGCAUAAUGCCUUGUUUAAUAUGUUUUGUCCAGUGGUUUUCUUUGUCUUGGCACAGAAAAGGUGCAGUUACUGCUACAUUUUUACAUCUG
Molecule: messenger RNA, 998 nt
Organism: Dipodomys ordii (Ord's kangaroo rat)
Lineage: Eukaryota; Metazoa; Chordata; Mammalia; Rodentia; Heteromyidae
Product: growth-regulated alpha protein-like
Exons: 4
Coding region: 64-384 (106 amino acids)
Biological process (GO): chemokine-mediated signaling pathway; cellular response to lipopolysaccharide; neutrophil chemotaxis
Cellular component (GO): extracellular region
Molecular function (GO): CXCR chemokine receptor binding; chemokine activity
Source: RefSeq, a predicted model, not a curated record